Drosophila serrata is the source of this 26561-nucleotide messenger RNA. RefSeq names its product dystonin-like protein short stop (gene shot). Gene Ontology annotation, molecular function: structural molecule activity; microtubule binding; calcium ion binding. Gene Ontology annotation, biological process: cytoplasmic microtubule organization; wound healing; intermediate filament bundle assembly. The record is from RefSeq and is a predicted model, not a curated record. Lineage: Eukaryota; Metazoa; Arthropoda; Insecta; Diptera; Drosophilidae. Gene Ontology annotation, cellular component: cytoplasm; keratin filament; hemidesmosome.
AAAUCUGUGGCAAAAGCAACGCGGCCAAAACGAAACGAACCCUUAACGAAACACAAGUUGAAACGACGAAAUCAAGUGAAACUAAAACGAAACGAAACGAUAGCGCAGCGAUAACUGCGAUAUCUGGCCGAUAACGGCGAUAACAUGCACUCCAGCUCCCAAUCGACGCUGAAGCGCACUCAACAACUGGUGCGGCAGACAAAUGGCGGUCGAGGUGAUGUCCUGAGCAGCGGAUCCGAGGUGGUGCACUCCUCCCGUGGUCCAGCCAUAACCACCAAUAUUGAUGACUCUAACAGUCUGCGAUAUCGCCAUGAGACCAAGCGAGAGCGCACCGUGGAGGCAGUGAUCACGGACUAUCCGGGAGUAUCUCCGUUGGGUAGUGUGCCUCACGAGCGAACGAAUUUUGAGCGCACUGUUACCUUCCAAGAUCCCUCGGGGAAUUCCCGUCGCGUCUCCGAGACUCGAGCCUUGGUCCCGUCCAGUGGUGGUAUCUCUUCAUCUUCGGCCCAGCACUAUCAGCAGGUGACGCGAAAUAAGCGCAUCUCCACUGAGGUCUUGGGAUCGAGUGUGGAGAGCACCAAGACAUCGCAACGUGCUCCGAACGGCCAUAGGCGUGUGACCACGCACAUUGUCCGUAAGGUGACCACUUUGAGUCGGGCCGAGGAGAAUGCACAGCCCGCCGAGGAUCUGCUGCCACCGGCCAAAAUGAUUCGUAGCUCGGAGCUGGAGUAUCGUCGUGCCCUGCCAUCGGCUAUAGAAUCGUCCACGCAGCGCAGAGAGAUCUCCGAUAUUGUUGUGGGCAAGGAGGACAACGUAUCCGCUCGGGAGGCCCUGCUGCGCUGGGCACGCCGCUCAACUGCUCGGUAUCCGGGCGUGCGUGUCAACGAUUUUACAUCGUCGUGGAGGGAUGGAUUGGCCUUCUCGGCGUUGGUGCAUCGCAACCGACCGGACUUGCUUGACUGGCGAAAGGCAAGGAACGAUCGGCCGCGCGAGCGCCUGGAGACGGCCUUCCACAUUGUGGAGAAGGAGUACGGAGUGACGCGUCUACUGGAUCCCGAGGAUGUGGACACCAACGAGCCGGAUGAGAAGUCUCUCAUCACGUACAUCUCAUCGCUGUAUGAUGUGUUCCCGGAGCCACCAUCUAUCCAUCCACUGUUCGACAUGGAGUCGCAACGUCGCGUCCAUGAGUACCGUGAUUUGGCCCAGCAGUUCAUCUACUGGUGCCGCGAGAAGACAGCUUACUUGCAGGAGCGCUCCUUCCCGCCCACACUCAUAGAGAUGAAGCGUCUGCUGAGCGAUCUGCAGCGCUUCCGCAGUGAGGAGGUGAGCGCUCGCAAGCGCGAGAAGUCCAAGCUCGUUCAGAUCUACAAGGAGCUGGAACGCUACUUCGAAACUGUGGGAGAGGUGGACGUGGAGGCCGAACUGAGGCCAGAUGCCAUAGAGAAGGCCUGGUAUCGCAUGAACACUGCCCUGCAGGAUCGUGAGGUUAUUCUGCAGCAGGAGAUCGAGCGGCUGGAAAGGCUGCAGCGCUUGGCCGACAAGGUGCAGCGCGAGAUCAAGCAUGUGGAUCAGAAACUUACAGAUCUGGAGACGCGUAUUGGCGAGGAGGGACGCCGCAUCGAGCGAUUGCAUCCCGUGGACGCUAAGAGCAUCGUGGAGGCACUCGAGACGGAGAUCCGUCAUCUGGAGGAGCCCAUCCAGGACAUGAAUCAGGACUGUCACGUGCUCAACGAGGGACGCUAUCCCCAUGUCAGCGAGCUGCACAAGAAGGUCAACAAACUGCACCAACGGUGGGCUCAGCUGCGCACCAAUUUCCACACGAACCUGGUACAGAAGCUGUCCGGUUUGAAGUAUCCCGUCCACGAGACCACAGUGACGCGUCAAACGCGCAUGGUGGUCGAGUCCCGUCAGAUCGACACGAAUCCCCAUUUCCGCGAUCUGCAGGAGCACAUUGAAUGGUGCCAGAAUAAGUUGAAACAAUUGCUUGCCGCUGAUUAUGGCAGCGACCUGCCAUCGGUCAAGGAGGAACUGGAUCGUCAACAGCACGAGCACAAGAUCAUCGAUCAGUUCCACUCCAAAAUACUCAACGACGAACGCCAGCAGACCAAGUUCUCCGGCGAUGAGCUGGCCCUGUAUCAGCAGCGCCUCAAUCAGCUGCAAAAGGUAUACGCCGAGCUGCUCAGCACCUCGACGAAGCGCCUUUCCGAUCUGGACUCACUGCAGCACUUCCUGGGCCAGGCCUCGGCGGAGCUGCAGUGGCUCAACGAGAAGGAGCAGGUGGAGAUUACACGCGACUGGGCGGACAAGCAACUCGAUCUGCCCUCCGUGCACAGAUACUAUGAGAACCUUAUGUCCGAACUGGAGAAGCGUGAAAUGCACUUUGCCACCAUUCUGGAUCGCGGUGAGGCCCUGUUAAACCAACAGCAUCCUGCUUCCAAGUGCAUCGAAGCCCAUCUGACUGCCUUGCAGCAGCAGUGGGCCUGGUUGCUGCAGCUGACACUCUGCCUAGAGGUCCAUCUAAAGCACGCCACCGAGUACCAUCAGUUCUUUGGCGAGAUCAAGGAUGCCGAACAGUGGCUAGCCAAGCGCGACGAAAUACUCAAUAGCAAGUUCUCGCAAUCGGACUUUGGCCUCGAUCAGGGUGAAACCCUUCUGAGGGGCAUGCAGGAUUUGCGUGAGGAGUUGAAUGCCUUCGGUGAAACCGUUGCCACAUUGCAGCGCAGGGCCCAGACUGUGGUGCCGCUGAACAAGCGCCGACAGCCGGUGAAUCGUCAAGGACCCGUGCAGGCCAUCUGCGCGUAUAAGCAGCAGGGUCAGCUGCAGAUCGAAAAGGGCGAGACGGUUACGCUGCUGGACAACUCGGGACGCGUGAAGUGGCGCGUGCGCACUGCCGGUGGUCAGGAGGGCCCGAUACCCGGCGCCUGUCUACUGCUGCCACCUCCCGAUCAGGAGGCCAUCGAUGCCGCCGAGCGCCUGAAGCGGCUCUUCGAUCGUUCCGUGGCUCUUUGGCAAAAGAAGCAUCUGCGCCUGCGCCAGAACAUGAUCUUCGCCACCAUUCGCGUGGUCAAGGGUUGGGACUUUGACCAGUUCCUGGCCAUGGGUCCCGAGCAGCGCACAGCCAUCCGACGUGCCCUCAACGAUGAUGCCGACAAAUUGCUGAGCGAGGGCGAUCCCAACGAUCCGCAGCUGCGACGUCUGCGUCGCGAAAUGGACGAGGUCAAUCGUUUGUUCGAUGAGUUCGAGAAGCGAGCGCGCGCCGAAGAGGAAAGCAAGCAGGCCAGCCGCAUCUUCACCGAGGAAUGCAUUGCCAUCAAGAGCAAGUUGGAGGACAUGGCCCGUGAGCUGGACCAGAUUAUUCUAGCUCCACUGCCACGGGAUCUGGACUCGCUGGAGCAUGUGCUUGAAAUUCAUGCCGACUACGAGCGCAGGCUGCAUUUGCUGGAGCCGGAGCUGAAGCAUCUGCAGGAGACCUUCCGCACGAUUGCUCUGAAGACUCCUGUGCUGAAGAAGAGCCUGGACAACCUGAUGGAGCUGUGGAAGGAGUUGAAUACACAGAGUGGACUGCACAAGGAUCGUCUGAAGCUUCUUGAAGCCUCACUGGCUGGCUUGGAAGAUAACGAGCAUGUAAUCUCCGAGCUGGAGAAUGAACUGGCCAAGCACCAGGAUCUGCCUUCGACAGCCGAGGGCCUGCAGCAAGUGUUCAAGCAACUUAAUCACAUGCAGGACAUCAUCACACAGCAGCAGCCGCAGAUGGACAAGAUGAACGAUGCGGCUGACCAGCUGGGACGCAUGGGAGUGCCCACCAAGGUGCUGGGUGACCUGAAGCGCCUGCAUUCGAAUGUGGAGCGUCUGAACACGCGCUGGAGUGCGGUGUGCAACCAACUGGGCGAGAGAAUGCGCUCAUGCGAGACGGCUAUCGGGCUGAUGAAGAAUCUCCAGUCGAGCGUGCAAGUGGAGGAAUCAUGGGUGGAUGGCACCACGGAGCGCCUUUCGGCCAUGCCCACCGCCACUUCGGCGUACGAACUAGACAAACUGCUCGGAGCUGCAAUCGAACGAAAACCAAAAAUCGAAAAUGUCAACGUGGCUGGAGGACGACUUAUACGCGAAGCCAAGAUCUACGAUAGCAAGUGCCUGCGCUUCGUGGACUGGCUGCUCGAGGCCCGGCCAUCGUUCUCGCCACCGCGCCGUGAUCUCCGGCCGGCGGAUAGCGAUCCGGGUGCCACACAGUAUUACAGCCAGCGAUUGGACAAUCUCAAUACGAAAUACGACAGGUUGCUGGAACAAUUGUCACAGAGGCUAAAGACAGCAAUUGAAGUGAAUGGCAGCGAUGGUCUGCAAUACGCUGAGAGUCUUCAGAAACCGCUCAAGACCUUUAGGGUUGACUUCAGUGCGGGCAGCGUACCAACUGGCGAUGGUUACGCUGCACGCCAGGAGGAUCUCUACACCACCACCUACAGCACCACACAAUUCAGCUCAACGAAGACAACGAAAAGCUCUACGAAAAGCAUCUAUAGUAGCGAUGGCUUGGAUUCAGCUAGUCAGGAGGUUAACAGCACCGCUGCUAUCCUGCCCCAGUCGCAGAUCCAGUUCAGCGAGAUUAAAACGCUCAAGCGCGCCCAGCAGUUGGGUGGCCAAUCCGUGCUGGAUAUCGCCGGAAUCCGUGAUCCGCGCACCGGUCGCAUCCUAACCGUAGGCGAGGCCAUCCAGCUACGCAUUCUGGACGUACGCACUGGCGAAAUGUUGGUGGGCGACCGACGCAUCAGCCUGGAACAGGCUGCCGAACAAGGUUUAAUUGAUGCGCAGCUGGCCCGCCAAUUGCUCCAACCGGGAGCGGGACGUGAUGCCAGCGGACGGGAACUGUCGUUGCUGGAAGUUAUCCAGCGCGAGAUUACCGAAGCGGAGUCCGGCUAUGAGACGGCAGAGAAGAGAAUCAAGGUAAACACUACCGUAGAGCAGUCGCCCGAGGCGGCGCUGGGUUCGCCCGAGAACCCACGCAACAUUGCCGACGCCAUUACCGCGGGGAGUGUGGACACCAAGACCGGCCUGUAUCGCGUCAAAUCCGGCCAGACGAUCAGCCUGGCGGAGGCCUACGAGCGCGGCUACCUCAUCCGGCACGAGUCGGUGACAAUCAAGUCGAAUGCGCUGUGCCUGAGCGAUGCGAUUUCGCAUGGCCUGGUCGACGGCGCCGGCUGGAUAGCGGAUCGCAACUCCGGCGACAAGUUCCGGCUGGACUCGGCCAUUGCCAAUCAGUUGAUCGACGCGAGUGUGCGUGAAGUGGUGGACGCGAAACGAGAUACGAAAAUCACACUGCAGGAGGCACUGCAGUCGGGCGUCCUUAAUGCCAAAACCGGUCGGUACGUGAACGAGGUGACCAAGGAGAAGCUGACAUUCGCGGAGGCGCGUAACCGUCAGUUGAUCGUGAAACCGUACACGCUGAAGGACAUCUGCGAUUUGAACCUGCUCGAUAAGCAGGCUCAGAUCACGAGUCCCAUGCGCCGCGAAAAGCUGAGCAUCAUGCAGGCUAUCGAGGCCGGUGUGCUUGACGGGAAUCAGCUGAAAUGCAUCACCAAGCGAAAAGGUGAACUGGUCACCCUUCAGGAGGCCAUUGCUGACGGCAUCGUGUUGCCGGCGGAGUGCAAGUAUCGCGACUUUAUGACUGGCGAACUCAUUAGCAUUCCGGAGGCGGUAGAGCGCGGUUUGAUUAGUUCUGUGGCGCAGCGUUCGAUCUUCGAUAUUGACGGGUUCAAGGAUCUGAGGAGCAACGACUAUGUUAGUUUUAAUGUGGCCCUGUCGCGUGAACUUCUGCGUCGCAAGAGCACGGGCUUUGCCUUAGAGACGGGUAGGGAUAGCCUGGUGCCCCUGGAGGUUGCCGUGGGUGAGGGUUUGGUGCGCCAGGAGGUGUACGAGAUGUUUAGCCGCGGCAUCGGGGUUCACAAUGCCAGUGGCAAAGAGCUCAGUGUGUUCGAUUUGGUCUAUCACAAUCUGAUUGACCCGAAGACGGGCUACCUGCUGGAUCCCAAGACCGGGGAGACAGUGCCUUUGGACACCGCCAUCGAGCGAAAGUUCAUCACACCCGAGGGAGCUCUUCUCCUGAGCAGUUUACUCAACAUUACACUGACCACAGAGACGGUGACACGGACUAUCAAUCGAUAUGUGACAAUCAGGGCGGGUUCCCAAGAGCCGGGCGGCGAGAGUGUGCUGCUCACUUUCACCGAGGCGGUGCGACAAGGUUUCAUUGACGAGGAUAGGCAGCUCUUUAAAGACCCCAAGACAGGCAACGUUUACUCCGUGCAACAGGCGCUUAACUACGGCCUAUUGGUGCCCGACAGCAACCAAACCGUUCCAGAGCCAACAAAUAGGAAGAAGACAAAGUCCACAAUCACCAUUGUGACCAAGCAGAUCAUACCAGAAGCUGAGCCCAUCAAGUUAAACACACAACACACCAAGUAUGUGGAGAAAUCGGUGGAAAUUCCCAUUUCUCAGGAGCUGGUAAAGCCUCAACGCGUAGUCUCCGAUUUUAUCAACAUGGAGAAGAGCAGCUACAUCGAGCAAAAUGUGACAGAGCGUCAGAUCAUGGAGCUGCCUCCCGGCGGCUGGCGACUGAAGGAUGCCAUCGAGCAGCGGCUAUUUAAUCCCGAUACGGGAGUAUUCCAUGUGCAGGGCACAGAUCGUUUGGUCAGCUUUGAGGAAUGCAUCAACAGGCAGAUCAUCAACAAUCUAUCGGUUUCUGUUAUUGAUCCUAGCACUGGUGACAAGAUCUCCGUGCAGUCAGCCUUUGAACGUGAUAUUCUGGAUAGUUAUGGCAACUAUACCAACAGCAGGAAGCAAGUCCUGGGCAUGCGAAGUGCCAUCGACGAGGGCAAAAUUAUUCUGGAGACUGUACCAGCGACAAGAGGAGCCAAUCAAAAGACAAUCCUUCGCAUCACUCGGGUUAAUAAUAUGCCAGAUGUUCUGGAGGUUUCAACACCCCUGAAAGAUGCCCCGCCCAAGUUUGUGGAGGUGCUCACCUGCCAGCGAGAACUCGCCUCUCCGGAGCCCUUGCAAAUUGCACCUGGCGCCAUCUACGAUCCGUCCACAGCUUUGGUGAUUUUCACUCAGAGCGGGGAAACGGAGAACAUCUUCGAUGCGGCCCGCCAAGGACUGAUUGAUGAGCAGCUGAUCAAGAUCAUAGAUCCCACGACAAAACAACCCAUUUCGGUGACAGAGGCGAUAGCUCGUGCCAUUUACGAUCCCAAGACAGCGACGAUACUCGAUUCCGAAGGACAGCCAGUUGAUCUGAUCACAGCCACCAAACUGGGACUCUUGAGUGUAGUUGGUGCUCCUUUGGUUGCCGCAGAGGGAGCACUGAGAACGGUGCGCUUUGUCACUGACCCGCGAACGGGAGAGCAAAUACCCGUUGAGGUGGCCUAUGAGCGAGGUAUAGUGUCACGAGAUCAACUGCAACGAGGACGAUCUUUUGACAGUGAACCGUCGACGACGACGGUGGAGGAAAAGGUGGUCGUUCUGCAGCGCAUGCGGAAGAUCAUUCUGAAGCCAAAGGAUGCCCAGCGCAAGGGAAUCAUCGAUGAGGAGACCUGCCAGAUACUCGAAAAUACUAGCAACUUCACCAAUCCUAAAGGCGAAGUGGUCAACAUAAGCGAGGCUCUGAAUACAGGACUAAUUGAUGGCCGCCGUGGUAAAAUUAUCGAUCCACAGAGCAAUCGAGUGCUUAAUUUCCGCCAAGCCGUCGAACAAAAGAUUCUGGAUCCUGAGCAAACCAAUCACAUACUGAUGCCAUUGGCCAAGAGCUUGUCCGUACCGAGGUUGGCGGCUCAGGGAUUAAUUGAUCCUCAAACUCAGACUAUUGUACAUCCAGAGAGUGGAUAUCCACUAAGCAUCCACGAGGCUAUCGUGUGCGAGGUCCUGGAUCCACAAUCGAAACUGCACAAGCCCGAAAAAUGCACCCUGGAGGAGGCAAUCACCAAGGGAAUUGUCAACGCCGAUGAUUCCACAUUCAGCUACAAGAACAAGACCCUCAACAUCACCGAAGCCAUUGAAGCUAAACUCUUCGAUCCCAGCUACGAUCAGCAUAAAUCCAAGGUGGAAAUUCCACCGGUGGGUAUGAUCUUCCCAGUGGCAGUCGAAAAGAGCCUUGUGGAGCCGUCAAAGCGUGUGGUUCUGCAUCCAAAUACCAAGAAGGCACUCCCCAUUAAGCAAGCCAUCGAUGAGAACUUUAUUAUGUCCAUUCCCUAUGCCCCCAAGCCAGAUGCCAUUGAGGUGGUGCCUGCCUUGGAGCGGGGACUCAUUGAUGUCGCAAGCCAAACACUGACGGUUCCAACUACUGGAGAACGUUUGCCCCUACGUCAGGCCAUGGAGAAUGGUGUGCUGGUAGUGAAACAUCUUUCCGACUUUGUGGUGACCCAGAAACCCAUUCCCAAGACAGAGAUAAUGGAGACUGUUCGAGCCGUCCAUACUGUGACCACCAAGACCAUUGAAUUGAUGCAAGGAUACGUACUCAUCUCAAACAACGAGGUGCAGAAUGUUAACACCGGCGAAGUAUGCAGCUUGGAAGAGGCUAAGGAGCUUGGAAUCCUGCGCGAGGAGUCCACAACACGAGAGACCAAGGCAUCAGCGGGAGAGAGUCCUGAAGCUGUUGCAAACCUUCCUACGAGCAGCGAUCAAACAGUUGUAGUGGAAGAGCGAACCCAGACAGUGGUGGUCAGUUCGGACACUCACAAGCAGGAAAUGCAAGUGGUCAGCACGACGCAGUCCACAAAGGAAACACCCCUCCCAAUUGUGACCGAAGGCGAUGCAAAGAGCAGUAAGGAGCCGUCGAAGACUCUGCAAAAUGUUAAAGAUGCUGCCAAGAUGGGAGCACUGGGAGUAAUUGCAGCUCCAGUGCUGGCCGGAGGAGCCCUCGUAAGCGGCGUUAAGAGCCUCAUUAACUCUGUGAAGUCUCCCAGUGAAGAUGCCAAGACAAGCAAGCAACCAGAACAACCUCAAACCUCCUUCAUUGACCAGGAGCGCCGCAAUGUGCCACAGCCGCAACAAGUGCCAAGUGAGGUGGAUAAUCUCCUCAGCGAAACAGAGAAUUUCAUCAGCUCGACAACUGCCAACUUUAUAGCUAACGAACAGCAGCAGCAGGCAAAGCCUCAGGAAGCUUCAACGGUGGAGUCAUCGACCACGCUGACCACCACAACAGUCACAACAAUAACUACCUCAAAAACAGUAGGAGAGUCUGGUGAUCUCGAACCAGUUGUUGUUGAAGAUGUCAAAACUACCACAACUGUGGAGGAGAAGCCAGUGCCGGUGCAGACUGCUGACAAGCCCAAAGAAGUGCCAGCAGAGGAAAUUGAUAUUGUUAAGGUAACUGAAACUAUACCUGCAGUGACAAGUCAGGAGACAGAUUAUACAGCCGACAAGACAGCUCCUAGGGAAGCAAAUGCUCAGGAACCUAUACAAAAGAAACCAGAACCAGAGCCAGUUAAGAAAGAACCCAGUCCAAAGUCAUCGGAGAAAGAGCCCAGCCCAGAGCCAGUUAAGAAGGAGAGUACUCCUGAGCCAGUUAAGAAGGACACUACUCCUGAGCCAGUUAAGAAGGACACUAAUCCUGAGCCAGUUAAGAGGGAGAAUACUGCCGAAAAAAUUCGAGAGCCAUUCAAAAAGGAGAAAACUUCCGAGCCAGCUGUUAAGGAGCCUUCUCCGGAACCAACAACAAAACCAGAACCGAAACCAAGGACUGCUAAAAAGGAUGAGAUGUCAGAAAUUGAACCACCCUUCAAAGCCCCACUGGCUCCCUUCGCUGAACCUACCUCUGAGACAAAGAUUACAGAAGUAACAAGCGAAAUUCAAGAACCUGUCACAAGUUCAGAAACUAUCACUACUAUUACAACAACGGUGAGAACAACAGAAGAACAACCGACGGUUCAGGAAGUUACAGUCACCCAAAAGUCGGAGCCAGAAAAGAUUGUGGAUGCACAGCUUAACGAAGCCGUUGAAGUGGAUCAACCUCGUGAGCACACCAAUGAACCUAGCACAAUUGUUCUAGAAGAAAGAAUAAUUACCAUCGAAGAGCCAACAAUCACGGAAUCUACAGUGACAACAACAACCAUUACCACAACAACUACAACUACGGGCAAUGAUGGACAGCUGCCACAGGAGACUGUUGUCACUGAAACAGUGAAAGAGACGCCGGUAGAGGAACCAGCUAAACCUACGGAUACUACUCAGACAACCGAAACAUUUACAGCUAUCAUCAAUGAAGAGAAGCAGCCCCAACAACCUGGUAAUCUCGAACAGAUCAGUCAUCCUGCUUCGGACAAACAUCAGUCCGUUGUUGAUUUUAUUGAGCGUGAGAAGGGUCCGCAGGAAGCACUGGGAACUGGCAGUAAUAUCAUGCAGAAUGUCAAGGAUGCUGCCAAGUUGGGCGCCUUGGCCAUUGUGGGAGCACCUGUCCUUGCUGGCAAGGCUUUGGUGGAUGCCCUGACCACAGAAAAGACACCGAAACCAGGACAGACCACAUCUCAAGUGGUAACCGAGUAUGUAGAAGAACAACCAAGUGAAGUGUACUCCACUGGCAGCACCACAUUAACCACCAAAGUAACCACUACCACGACCACAAUAACAACAACAAGUGCAGAUGGUACUCCGGAAGAUGAGGCUCGAGAUGUGGUGGAAAUGCCAGCUCAAUCUGCGGAAACCACCAUUAAACGAGAGGUUCCAAAGACAUUGGCCAUAGGCGAUGCUAUUUCCCAGAAUCUUAUCAGUCCCGAUGAGUGCCAGGUGAUUGUGGAUGGUGAACAGCAAUCUCAGACUGUCUCAACGCUGCUCAAGGAGGAGCAGCUUAGUCCCUUGGACGAAGUCCAAAUCAUUGACGACAAACUUAUUGUGCUGCAGCAGAUAACCUACCUGGUGGAUGGGGACACCGAAUUGACUGUCGAGAACCUGAGCGAUCUGAACAUCUAUGAUCCCGAGAAUCAGUACUUCAUUGAUCCUAACACAGGCCAGAAAAUCUCCUUCCACACCCUUGUCUUUGACAUGAACAUUUUCAAUCCGGAGACUAUUUUGGUGAAGAAUUUUAGCACCGGCAAAUACGAGAACCUCACAACGGCUCUAGAGCGUCCGUUGCUGGACAGACACACUGGACACAUGGUGGAUCCCAAGACAGGCAAGAAGAUUCCAUUCUUCGAAUGCAUCGCCCGCGAGUGGAUAAUCCGAUCGAAUCCCGAGGAGCAGCGUCCAUCGGGCAUCGAGAACGUGACGAUUGACACCCAGACCGGACAGGUGGUACUUGACGAUGGUCGGGUUUGCUCCAUUGUUGAGGCCAUCAACAGUGGCAAGCUGGACAUUCAGUCGAUAUCGGUGCGCGACCCAGUCAGCGGUGAGGUGAUUCCCCUGCGUAUGGCAAUUGAGUUGGGAGUGGUGGACAUGCAAGCGGGCACGGUUAUUGACAUUCAGACACUCAAGGAGAUCCCCAUGGAGCUGGCCUUCCAGCUAGGCUUUUUGGUGCCCGGCGCACGUAAGCCAAUCUCCUUGGAGGCAGCCGUCCGCAAGGGUCUGUAUGAUCCCGAGACAGGCAAGCUCUUUGACUCGGAGAGUCAGAACCAAGUUGAUGUGCAAAAGUCCAUUGAAAUUGGUCUAGUAGACCCGAAGAUAUCUCUGAUUGUGGAUACGGUAACCAAGAAGGAAGUGAAGCUAGACUGCGCCAUCGAAGAUGACUUGGUGUUACCUGCCACGGGUCAGAUCAAGGACAACAAAAACAACACGCUGGUGCCCUUCGAUGUCGGGGUGCAGCAGCGUCUGCUGAAGACAGACAGCGUCACCUGGAGCCUGCCGGAGGUGCUGCAGCGUGAAUACUACAUGCCCAGCACUGGCAAGGUUCUCAAUCCAGUCACCGGCGAGGAGAUCCUCCUCCAACAAGCCAUUGAAAUGGGUUUCGUGGAACUGGACACGACACUGGUCAAAGACGCAGAUCACGACAAGAUCGUGCCGGGCAAAGAGGCGGCCAAGGUGGGUCUUCUGGACACGGUCCGUGGCACGCUCAGUUCGCCCAACAUCAGCCUCGACGAGGCCUUCGUCAAGGGCUACCUGAUCAGCACAAAGAAGCCGCUGUCCCUGGUCGAUUGCCUGCUGCGUGGCCUUUACGACCCUUCGACAGCCAAAUUCACCAUCGACGACAAGCAGCUGGACCUUAAGUCGGCCAUUGCCCAGAAGCUCAUCAAUCCCGAGGAGCUGGUGCUGCUCGACCCCAAGACAGAGUCUAUCAUUUCUAUAACCGAGGCCAUAGCCAAGGGUUAUCUAGACCCGAUUGGCGGAUAUGUGAUCAAUCCCUAUGCCUCCACCAAGUUGUCCCUCCACGAAGCCCUGGAGAAUCGUAUUCUAAUCCCGCCCAAGCGCAAGCGCAGCCUGCCGGACGCCGUCUACCGGGGUCUGUACGAUCCGAAGACGGGCCAGUUCAGCAAUACGGUAACCCGCGAGAAACUCACAACUGAACGUGCCAUUCGUAGGGGCAUCCUCGAUCCCGAUUCGACGGUCGUCAAUGUGGGCUCUGGCCAGAUCAUUCCAUUCGGGGUGGCCACAGAAACUGGCAUAAUCGAUAGUAGGCAGGGAACUGUGAAGGAUACCGAUGACAAUGCCAUUGACUUUAAGGAGGCCUUCGAUCGCGGUGUUUUAGUCGAAGCCAAGAAGCCACUGCGCCUCAUUGAGGCUGUGGUCAAGAACGUCUACGAUGAGAUCGACGGACACUUUGUGGAUCCCAAGUCGGGCGAGAAACUGAACUUUGCGGAGGCCUUGAACACCAACUUGUUGGACGAGCACAGUGUGCAAAUCAGGGACUUCAAGACGGGUCUUUACAAGCAAUUAAACCUGACACACGCCAAGGACACGGGAAUUAUUGAUGCUCAGAACUCGAAGCUACUGUACAACAACCAGACAAUGACUCUAAAACACGCCUUUGACAUUGGCAUCCUAAUGGAUGUCAAUGCGCCCAUCAGCAUUCAGCGAGCGAUCCAUCAGGGAUUAUUCGAUGAUAAGACUGGCAAGCUGAGCGAUCCCCGUAGCGGUCGCCAGAUCACUCUGCUCGAGAGUAUGCGCAGUUUUGUCAUUAAUCCGCACCUGCCGUGCUACUUCGAUGAGCAAAAUGAGCAGAUGUACUCGCUGAGCGAGACCUGUCGCAAUGGCAUUAUCAACCGUAGGGAGGGUGUCUUCCGGGAGCCGGGCAGUAGUAACUUUGUACCGCUAGGCGAGGCCCUUAGCUUAGGUCUGAUCGUGGACAUUGAGAAUGCCGGUUUCGGUUUGUACGAACUCCUGUCCAUGGGUUUCUAUGAUGUCAACACCCGCAAGGUUCUUCACCCAGUCACGAAUCGCAAGCUCAACCUGAAUGAAGCCUGUGUCGAGGAUGUGGUUAGCCUGUCCUCCAGUUUGGUAAAACACCACGAGAGUGGCAAGUACCUGCGAUUGGCAAACGCUAUCAAGGAGCAGCUCAUCGAUGAUUCUAGGGGAGUCUAUAAUUUGGGCAGCGAACAGCUUGAUCUGCAGGCAGCUCGAUCCCGGGGUUUGAUUGUCUCCAAUCGCCGUCUCCUUAGCCUUGAACUUGUCCUACGUCAGCAACUCUACCGCCCCGAAACGGGUAAGUUCUGCGACCCCACAACCGGCGAGUAUCUCGAUCUGAUCGAGGCCAUUCACUCGGGCUUUAUAGAUCCCGCGACGACCGUGUUUAAGAAUCAGGUCACCGGUAAGGAGCUUCCUCUAACGGAAGCCAUUGAAAACGGGGACAUUGACGUGACCAAGGGUAGGGUAUUCGAUCCCAAGUCCAAGUCAGCUUACAACUAUGACGUGGCACUCGCUCGGGGUAUACUCGUAACUGUUGUCCGUCCACUGACCGAUCGCAGCGACGUUGUUCGCCGACAGGAUAGCGUUGAAUUGUUGGGACAAACGCCUGUCAGCGUUGUGAUUAGCAAACCGCGCGAAAUGUCUCUCGAGGAGGCCAUCCGUUACAAUAUAAUCGAUCCCAAGACCGCGCUCGUUCGCGAUUUCGAUAGCUUUAAGUGCCUACCUUACUCGGUGGCCGUGGAACGCGGUCUCGUGGACACCACCAAACGCACUCUCGUGGAUCCCAAGGCCCUGUACUUUGCCUUCGAUCCCACUUUAAUUGUUUAUGUCCGUGAGCCGGUCACCUUUGACCAGGCGGCCGAGUCCAAGUGGUUGGACUUGCAGACCGGAAUGCUGACCUAUGUGCCAGCCAGUGGACCAGGAUCCGCACCAGCACCAGCCAACGACGACAGCGCAAACGAUUCGCUGACUGUCAUCGAAACGCCCAAGGUAUACACGCUCAAGGAUGCCGCCAGUGCGGGCGUGAUCGAUCCCGAUUCCGCGCUGGUCAAGGAUCUGGCCAAGGCCAAGCUGGUCCGGUUGCCGGAGGCCUUCCGCAAGGGCCUGAUGGAUGCGAACAAGGCGAAUGUACUGAAUACGCAGACCUCCAAGCUCUGCACCCUGCAGGAGGCCUACGAGAGUGGCCUGAUCUGCACGCCCAAGCGGUCAUUCGGCUUGCUAGAAGCCAUCACCUUUAACCUGUACAACCCAACCAACGGCUGCCUAGUUGAUCCCUUCCAAAUGCAUCCCGACAUCAUCCGACGCCGAAAGUUCACCCUGGCCGAGGCCAUUGGCUCGGGUCUGGUGGAUCCCUCGUCGACGGUGGUGCGAGACCCCAGCAGUGGGGUCAUUGUCCCACUAACGGCUGCCAUCGGCAGCGGGCUGAUCGAUGCCACCGAGGGCCGUCUGACCGAUGCCAAUGAGCCGAAGAACAACAUUGACCUGGUGAAGGCCGCCGAGAAGGGUCUGCUCCUGCCGGCAGAACAGAGGCAAGCAGUAUUCGAGAAGUUCAACAUGUGCGAGGAAAAUGUGAACGAUCUGUUGAAAUGGGUCACCACUGUGGAACAGAAAAUCUCAAGUGUCGGCGGACCUCGCGAGAAGAUCGAUGAGCUGCGCAACCAGAUUAAUGCUCUCAAGCAAAUCAAGGAUGAGAUUGAGUCCCAGCAGCGACCGGUGGCCACUUGUCUGGAGCAAAUCCGUCAGAUUGUGCUCACCGGUGGUGAUGUUCUGUGCCCCGAAGUCACAACCCUGGAGAACUCUGGUCGAGAGCUACGUUCUCGUGUGGAUCGUGUCAACGAUCGCACUGUGCGUCUGCUCCGUCGCCUGGAGGCUGGCCGUGAUGAGCUGACCAAGCUGCGCAGCGAGUUGGAUAUUUUCUCCGACUGGCUGCAAGUAGCCCGUCGCACACUGGAGGACAAGGAGCGUUCCCUGUCCGAUUUGACGCGACUGCCCUCGCAGGCUGACUCCGUGAGGGAGUUUGUCAGCGAUGUUAUUGGCCACCAGGCCGAUCUGCGCUUCAUAACCAUGGCUGCCCAGAAGUUUGUGGACGAGAGCAAGGAAUUCCUCGCCAUUCUCAACGAUUUCCGCACCUCGCUGCCCGAGCGACUGCCCCAUGUGGAGCCGCUGUCCAGUGCCGAGAGUCCCAUCCGACAGGAGGUGUCGCUGGUCUCGGCCCAGUACAAGGAUCUGCUGAACCGUGUCAACGCUCUGCAAGAUCGCGUCUCUGGCUUGGGAGGACGUCAACGGGAGUACCAGGAUGCCUUGGACAAGGCCAACGAGUGGCUGAGGAGUGUGCAUCCGCGUGUCUCGCGCAUCAUUUCCGAGCCAAUAGCCGGCGACCCGAAGGGAGUCCAGGACCAGAUGAACGAAGCCAAGGCUCUGCACAACGAGCUCCUGUCCAGUGGCCGACUGGUGGACAAUGCCCAACAGGCACUUGACAAUCUGCUGCGCAGCCUGGGCGGUCAACUCAGCCCAAUGGAGAUCAACCAGUUGGAACUGCCCAUUGCCGAUCUGAAGAACAACUACCAGCAACUGCUGGACAAUCUUGGCGAGCACUGCAAGACUCUGGACAAGACUCUGGUGCAGUCGCAGGGCGUGCAAGAUGCCCUGGACAGUCUCGUGGGAUGGGUUAACCAGGCCGAGGACAAGUACAAACUGAACCUGCGCCCCGCUUCGCUCAUUAAGGAGCGUCUGCAGGAGCAGAUCCGCGAACACAAGGUGCUGCUGGCUGAUCUUCAGUCCCACCAGGCUAGCAUCGACAGCGUCCAAAUCUCGGCCAAGCAUCUGCUGGCCAGCGCAUCGAAUGCCCGCAUCGCCAAGAAGGUGGAAUCGAAUUUGAACGAUGUGACGGGCAAGUUCGAGAAGCUCUACGAGAAGGCCAACAAGCGUGGCGAGUUCCUGGAUGACGUCUAUAACCGGCUCAGCAGGUAUUUGGACGAGAUUAGUACCGUGGAGCAGCGCAUGGCCAGUCUGCAGGAGGCUCUCGAUAGCAGGGAGACCAGCCUGCUCUCCACCGAGGAGCUGGCUCGACGGAUGAACGAACUGUCGCGUGAGAAGGAUCAUCUGGCGCCACAGUUCGAGGAUUGCGUGCGCAGCGGCAAGGAUUUGAUUAGCCUGCGCGAUGUCACCGACACAGGAGCUUUGCGUGACCGCAUCAAGGCGCUGGAAUCUCAGUGGCGCAACAUCAACAUCAGCAUCGAUGAGCGCGCCAAACUGUCUAAGCAGAAGGCCGAGCAGCAGUUGGCUUACGAGGGACUCAAGGAUCAAGUUCUCUCCUGGCUGUCCAGCACUGAGGCCCGCGUCAACGGCCUCUCGCCGGUGGCCAUCGAUCUGGACAGGAUCAAGCAGCAGCAUGACGAGUUGAAGCCCAUAUGCAAGGACUACCGCGACUAUGCUCCAACUAUUGACAAGAUCAACGAUAUUGGUGCCCAAUACGAUGCCCUGAUUCGCCCGGAGAGCCCUGCCUCGCGCAAGCGGUCCACCUACAGCCCGAUCAAGCGGGCCAGCCCGCUGCGCCGCAUGUCUGGAGACGCCAGAAGCCCCAGCCCUACCAAGGGAGGCAUCCUGUCGCCACUAUCGACUGGUUCCAGUGGAUUCGGUAGCCGCAGGUCCUCCCAGGAUGGUUUCCAGCUCUCGGAACUGUCUCCCGUGCAGCAGCAGCUGAGCGAGAUCAACAACCGCUACGGGCUGAUUGGCGUACGCCUAAACGACCGCCAGCACGAGCUGGACAAUCUGAGUGAGGAGCUGCGCAAGCAAUAUGAGAACCUCAAGGGACUUGCUCAGUUCCUGGAACGCAUCCAGCGCCAAGUGCCCAAGGAGUCCGUUUCCAACAAGGAUGAGGCUGAGCGCUGCAUUAAACAGGCGCGAAAGAUUCUCGAGGACAUGUACGAAAAGCAGAGCCUGCUGGACACCACCAAGGCCCAGGUCAAGGACAUCUUGCGCCGCAAGUCCGAUGUGCCCGGCGCUGAGCAGCUGCGCCAGGAGAACGACAACAUCCAGGAGAAAUGGAAGAAUCUCAACGACAUCUGCAAGAACCGCAUCGCCUUCGCCGAGAAGCUGCGUGACUUCCUGGACACACAUGGCAACCUGAAGAGCUGGCUGGACAGCAAGGAGCGUAUGCUGACCGUCCUCGGACCAAUCUCUUCCGAUCCCCGCAUGGUCCAAAGCCAGGUACAGCAGGUGCAGGUGCUCCGCGAGGAGUUCCGCACCCAGCAGCCGCAACUGAAGCACUUCCAGGAGCUGGGACACGAUGUGGUCGACCAUCUGGCCGGCACUCCCGAUGCCCAGGCCGUCGAAGUGAAGCUCAAGGACAUCCUGGGCAAGUGGGAGGAUCUGGUUGGCAAGCUGGACGACCGCGCCAACAGCUUGGGCGGAGCCGCCGACAGCUCCAAGGAGUUCGAUGCGGCCGUCAAUCGACUACGCGAGGCGCUGCAAAACAUCAGCGACAAUCUGGAUGCCCUUCCCUUGGAUGGGGAUCACCAGGAGAAUCUGCGCAAGAUUGAGAAUCUGGAGCGUCAGUUGGAGGGUCAACGUCCCCUUUUGGCUGAUGUGGAGCAAUCCGCCGCCACUUUGUGCAACAUUCUCGGUGAUCCUGCCUCCCGUGCCGAUGUCAACUCUCGUGUGGCUGCCCUGGAGAAGCAGUAUCUUGCUCUCCAGAAGAAACUGGACACCAAGAAGGCCGAAACAGAGGCAUCACUGCGUGACGGUCGUCACUUUGCCGAGAACUGCUCCAAAACCCUUGGCUGGCUAGGAGGAGAGCUCUCCAACCUGACCGACCGCCUGCUGGUCUCUGCCCACAAACCGACGCUACAGCACCAGAUCGACACCCACGAGCCCAUCUACCGCGAGGUGAUGGCGCGUGAGCACGAGGUAAUUAUGCUGAUCAACAAGGGCAAGGAUCUGUCCGAUCGUCAGCAGGAUCGUGGUGUGAAACGCGACCUGGAUCGCAUCCAGCAGCAGUGGGAGAAACUCCGCCGCGAAGCUGUCGAUCGCCACACGAGACUGCAGACGUGCAUGGAGCACUGCAAGAAGUAUUCGCAGACUUCGGAGACUUUCCUCGCCUGGCUGCGUACCGCCGAGGAUAAGCUGGCCGAUCUCACACCCGGCGUGCUCUCCAAGGCGAAGCUGGAAACGCGUCUGCGCGACCUGCAGACCUUCCGCAGCGAAGUAUGGAAGCAUUCCGGUGAGUUCGAGAACACCAAGGGACUUGGAGAGACCUUCCUCACCAGCUGUGACAUCGACAAGGAACCAAUCAAGGCUGAGUUGCAGGAUAUACGAGAUCGCUGGGAGAGACUGAACAAUGAUCUGAUUGCCCGUGCCCAUGAGAUCGAGAACUGCUCUCGUCGCUUGGGAGACUUCAACGAUGAGUUGCGCAAUCUGGAUCACUCGUUGGGUCGCUGCGAGGACCGUCUCGCUGCCCACGACGCCUUGGGAGGAGCUGCCAAGGAUCCCAAGCUCCUGGAGCGUGUUAAGGCCAUUCGCGAGGAGCUCACCAGUCUGAGCAAGCCGCUGCAGUCGCUGAAGGCUUUGGCCAAAGAUAUCAGUGCCGAGGCUCGGGCAGCUGGCGGUGAUGCCGAUCACUUGACCAGCGAAGUUGACGGACUGGCCGAUCGCAUGUCGGAGUUGCAGGGACGCCUCGAUGAUCGAUGCGGUGAACUGCAGUCGGCAGCCACCGCCGUCUCCCAGUUUAACGAACAAAUGAAGAGUUUGGGCAUCGAUCUUAACGAUCUGGAGACGGAAAUUGAGAAACUUUCGCCACCAGCCCGUGAGAUCAAGAUUGUCCAGCAGCAAAUCGAUGAUGUUGGCAAGAUCCAGCAUAAGUUGGAUAGGCUUGUGGGUCGUCUGGAGGAUGCGGAUCGUGCUGCUGACGUUUUAGUGGAUGCUGGCUUCGCUGCAGACACCACCCAGACCCGUGAGCAAAUCUCCACGCUGCGCAAGACCCUGGGUCGCUUGGAUAACCGAGUGCGCGAUCACGAGGAGAAUCUCCAGGCCACGUUGAAGGCACUGCAUCAGUUCUAUGACAUCCAAUCCCAGACUAUGGACGACAUCCAGGAUGUCAGCGAUGAGUUCAAACGCAUGAAGCCUGUGGGCUCGGAGCUGGAUCAGAUCCGUCGCCAGCAGGAGGACUUCCGCAACUUCAGGGAGCGCAAGGUUGAACCACUGGCCGUGAACGUUGACAAGGUCAACGUGGCUGGACGAGAUCUGGUGCGUUCGGCUGGCAGUGGUGUCUCCACCGCAACCAUUGAGAAGGAUCUGGAGAAGAUGAACGACCGAUGGAAUGACCUAAAGGAGCGCAUGAACGAACGUGAUCGUCGCUUGGAUGUGGCCCUGCUACAAUCUGGCAAGUUCCAGGAAGCACUGGCCGGUCUCUCCAAGUGGCUCAGUGACACGGAGGAAAUGGUGGCCAACCAGAAGCCUCCCAGCUCUGACUACAAGGUGGUGAAGGCCCAGCUACAGGAACAGAAAUUCCUAAAAAAGAUGCUAUUGGAUCGGCAGAAUUCUAUGGGUUCGUUGGCCAAUCUCGGCAAGGAGGUGGCCAAUCAUUGUGAGCCUGCCGAGAGGGCCUCCAUUGAGAAGCAGCUCAACGAUCUGAUGAAGCGAUUCGAUGCCCUUACCGACGGCGCCGAGCAGCGUGAGUUAGACCUGGAAGAGGCCAUGGAGGUGGCCAAGCGUUUCCACGACAAGAUUAGUCCCCUCGAGCUCUGGCUGGACAACACCGAGCGUUCGGUGAAGGCCAUGGAGCUGAUACCUACCGACGAGGAGAAGAUCCAACAGCGCAUCCGGGAGCACGACCGCCUACAUGACGAGAUUCUAGGCAAGAAGCCCGAUUUCACAGAUCUCGCCGAUGUGGCCGCCCAGCUGAUGCAUUUGGUGAGUGACGAGGAGGCUGUCAAUCUUGGCGAGAAGGUGCGCGGCGUGACUGAGCGGUACACCGGUUUGGUGGAUGCCAGCGAUAAUAUCGGAGCUCUGCUCUCCGAGUCCCGCCAGGGACUGCGUCACUUGGUCCUGAGCUAUCAGGAUCUGGUGGCCUGGAUGGAGAGCAUGGAGGCGGAGCUGAAGCGCUUCAAGUCCGUGCCCGUUUACGCCGAGAAGUUGCUGGAGCAGAUGGAUCAUUUGCUGGAGUUGAACGAGAACAUUGCCGGCCAUGCAUCGAAUGUAGAAUCCACUGUGGAGUCCGGUGCCGAGCUGAUGAAGCACAUUUCCAACGAUGAGGCUAUCCAACUAAAGGACAAGCUGGACUCCCUGCAGCGUCGCUAUGGAGACUUGACCAAUCGAGGCGGAGAUCUGUUGAAGAGCGCCCAAAAUGCCCUGCCCUUGGUGCAGCAAUUCCAUGAGGCACACAACCGUCUCGUCGAGUGGAUGCAGAGUGCAGAGGCUGCUCUGGCCCCCAGCGAACCCCGCCAGGCGGAUGUGCUCCGUCUGGAGGGUGAACUUGCCGAUAUGCGUCCCAUUCUGGACACCAUCAACUUGGUGGGACCGCAACUGUGCCAGCUGUCGCCCGGCGAGGGUGCUGCCACCAUCGAGAGCAUUGUGACCCGGGAUAACCGUCGUUUCGACUCGAUCGUGGAGCAAAUCCAACGCAAGGCCGAGCGUCUGCAUCUGAGUAAUCAGCGGGCCAAGGAGGUCACCGGCGACAUUGACGAGCUGCUCGAGUGGUUCCGUGAAAUGGACACCACCUUGCGCGAGGCCGAUCCCCCAGCCAUGGAACCCAAGCUGGUGCGCGCCCAAUUGCAGGAGCAUCGUUCCAUCAACGACGACAUCUCCAGCCAGAAGGGACGCGUGCGUGACGUGACUGCUGCUUCAAAGAAGGUACUCCGCGAGUCCCCGCAGAGCGAGAACACUGCCACGCUUCGCGAGAAGCUGGAUGAUCUCAAGGAGAUCGUUGACACUGUGGCCCAGUUGUGCAGCGAGCGCCUGGGCAUCCUGGAACAGGCUCUCCCUCUGUCGGAGCACUUUGCCGACUCGCAUCAGGGACUCACCACCUGGCUGGACGACAUGGAGCAGCAGAUCUCGCGAUUAAGCAUGCCAGCACUGCGCCCAGACCAGAUAACCCUGCAGCAGGAUAAGAAUGAGCGUCUGCUUCAAUCCAUUGCGGAACACAAGCCACUGCUUGAUAAACUGAACAAGACGGGCGAGGCUUUGGGCUCUCUGGUGGCCGAUGAGGACAGUGCCAAGAUCAAUGAGAUUCUCGAUACGGACAAUGCCCGGUAUGCUGCGCUCCGCCUGGAGCUGCGUGAACGCCAGCAGGCUCUCGAAAGUGCCCUGCAGGAGUCUAGCCAAUUCUCCGACAAGCUGGAGGGUAUGCUGCGUGCCUUGGCCAACACCGUGGAUCAGGUCAACCAACUGGAUCCCCUAUCCGCCCUGCCCCAGAAGAUUCGCGAACAGAUCGAGGACAAUGAUGCAUUGAUGGACGAUCUGGACAAGCGUCAGGAUGCCUUCAGUGCUGUCCAGCGAGCGGCCAAUGAUGUAAUCGCCAAGGCCGGCAACAAGUCCGAUCCCGCCGUGCGUGACAUCAAGGCCAAGCUGGAGAAACUCAACAAUCUGUGGAACGAUGUGCAGAAUGCCACCAAGAAGCGUGGCAGCUCGCUGGAUGACAUUCUCAGCGUGGCGGAGCCUUUCUGGAAGCAGCUGAAUAGCGUGAUGAAGACUCUGAAGGAUCUGGAGGAGACUCUGUCCUGCCAGGAGCCACCAGCGGCACAGCCGCAAGAUAUCAAGAAGCAGCAAGUGGCCCUUCAGGAGAUCCGUCACGAAAUUGACCAGACCAAGCCCGAGGUGGAGCAGGUGCGUCGUCAUGGCAGCAACCUGAUGAACAUGUGCGGCGAACCAGACAAACCAGAGGUGAAGAAGCACAUUGAGGAUCUGGACAAUGCCUGGGACAACAUCACGGCGCUGUAUGCCAAGCGCGAGGAGAAUCUCAUCGAUGCCAUGGAGAAGGCCAUGGAGUUCCAUGAGACGCUGCAGAACCUGCUCAAGUUCCUCACCAAGGCUGAGGACAAGUUUGCCCAUCUUGGAGCCGUGGGUUCGGACAUUGAUGCCGUCAAGCGACAGAUUGAGCAACUCAAGUCGUUCAAGGAUGAAGUCGAUCCGCAUAUGGUUGAAGUAGAAGCAUUAAACAGACAAGCUGUGGAAUUGACGGAACGCACUUCACCCGAGCAGGCGGCAUCUAUCCGCGAACCUUUGUCGGUGGUUAAUCGACGCUGGGAGGCUUUACUCCGUGGCAUGGUUGAGCGCCAGAAGCAACUGGAGCACGCCUUGCUGCACUUGGGUCAAUUCCAGCAUGCCCUCAACGAGCUGCUGGUCUGGAUCAACAGGACAGAUGGAACCUUGGAUCAACUGAAACCGAUUCCCGGCGAUCCGCAACUACUGGAGGUUGAACUGGCCAAGCUUAAGGUGCUGGCCAACGACAUUCAGGCCCAUCAGAACUCUGUGGAUACGCUUAACGAUGCCGGCAGGCAGUUGAUUGAAACAGAGAAGGGUUCCGUGGAGGCAUCCACCACGCAGGAGAAGCUGCGCAAGUUGAACAACGAGUGGAAGCAGCUGCUGCAGAAGGCCAGUGAUCGCCAGCACGAACUGGAGGAGGCCUUGCGCGAGGCCCAUGGCUACAUUUCCGAAGUCCAGGACAUCCUGGGCUGGCUGGGCGAUGUGGACGCCGUUAUUGGUGCCAGUAAGCCCGUGGGUGGACUCCCAGAGACUGCCACCGAGCAGCUGGAGCGCUUCAUGGAGGUGUACAACGAACUGGAUGAGAACCGACCCAAAGUGGAGACGAUUCAGGCCCAGGGCCAGGAGUAUAUCAAGCGUCAGAACCAGAUGAAGGUAUCGUCGAGCAACCUGCAGCACACACUGCGUACGCUUAAGCAGCGCUGGGAUGCCGUUGUAUCCCGCGCUUCCGACAAAAAGAUAAAGCUGGAGAUUGCCCUCAAGGAGGCCACCGAGUUCCACGACACUCUGCAGGCCUUCGUGGAGUGGCUGACCCAGGCCGAAAAGCUGCUGUCCAACGCUGAGCCCGUCUCGCGCGUUCUGGAGACCAUCCAGGCCCAGAUGGAAGAGCACAAGGUGCUGCAGAAGGAUGUGAGCACUCAUCGCGAGGCCAUGUUGCUCCUGGACAAGAAGGGAACACACCUAAAAUACUUCAGCCAGAAGCAGGACGUUAUCCUUAUCAAGAAUCUGCUUGUGUCCGUGCAGCAUCGCUGGGAGCGAGUGGUUAGCAAGGCCGCGGAACGCACCCGUGCUUUGGAUCACGGCUACAAAGAGGCCCGCGAGUUUAACGACGCCUGGAGCGGCAUGAUGCAGUAUUUGCAGGAGACCGAACAGGUUCUGGAUCAGAUCAUAGAGGAGGCCACCGCUUCCAAGGAGCCGCAAAAGAUCAAGAAGUACAUUAGCAAGCUGAAGGAGACGCACCGCCAGCUGGGCGCCAAGCAAACCGUCUACGAUGGCACCAUGCGCACUGGCAAGAAUCUGAUGGAGCGUGCACCCAAGGGCGAUCGCCCAGUACUGGAUAAGAUGCUGAUGGAGCUGAAGGAACAGUGGACUCGCGUCUGGUCCAAGAGCAUCGAGCGCCAGCGAAAGCUGGAGGAGGCUCUGCUCCUCUCGGGCCAGUUUAGCGAUGCUCUGGGUGAGCUCCUCGACUGGCUGAAGAAGGCUAAGAGUCGCCUGAACGAGAAUGGACCCGUCCACGGUGAUCUGGAGACGGUCCAGGGUCUGUGCGAGCACCACAAGCACAUCGAACAGGAUCUGCAGAAGCGUGCCGCUCAAAUGCAGGCCGUUCUCAAGACCGGACGCGACCUGGAACGCUCUGGCAACAACCCAGAGGUGGCCCGCCAGCUCGAUGAGAUGCAGUCCAUUUGGGAGGAAGUCAAGAGUGCCGUUGCCAAGCGGGGUGAACGCCUCCAGGUGGCGCUGGUCGAUGCCGAAAAGCUGAACGCCCGCGUACAGGCUCUCUUCGACUGGCUGGAUCAUGCCGAGCACAAGCUCCGGUAUGCUAAAAACGCACCCGAUGAUGAGAAGGUAUCGCGCGAGAUGAUGGACAUUCAUAUGGAGUUCAUGAAGGAUCUGCGCAUUCGCGAACGCGAGAAGACCGAAACGUUCGAGUACGCCGAGGAUAUUAUCAACAAGGCCUAUCCGGAUGCCAUUCCCAUUAUCAAGAACUGGCUAUCGAUCAUCCAGCAACGCUGGGAGGAGGUGCGCCAAUGGGCCAUCAAUCGGGAGUCGAAGCUGGAGCAGCACCUGCAGUCGCUCAAGGAUCUGGACGAUACCAUUGAGGAGCUACUGGCCUGGCUCAGCGGACUCGAGGGCACACUGUUGAACCUGAAGCACGAACAACUGCCAGAUGAGAUUCCACCGGUGGAGAAACUGAUUGAAGACCACAAGGAGUUCAUGGAGAACACGGCACGCCGCCAGAAUGAAAUAGAUCGCGCCUGCAAGCCCAGGCAGUUGCCACCAGGUGCCAGGAAGCCAUCACGUAGCGGAAAGACGCCAGUCUUCAAGGGAUCUCGGGAUCAAGGACUCAAUGCCCGCAAGGGAAGUCGUGUUACGCCCACACGUGACACACCCGACAGAGAUCGCUUGCCGCACUACGGCCCCCGAUUCUCGCCAAGCACCUCUGGACCCGAAUUGGACUUCCGUUCUCCGCGGGCCAAGCUUCUGUGGACCAAGUGGCGUGAUGUCUGGAUGCUCUCAUGGGAGCGCCAGCGUCUGCUCAACGAUCAUCUGAUGUAUCUGAAGGAUGUGGAGCGUGCCCGUAACUUUAGCUGGGACGAUUGGCGCAAGCGCUUCCUCAAGUACAUGAACCACAAGAAAUCGCGCCUGACGGAUCUUUUCCGCAAAAUGGACAAGGACAACAAUGGCAUGAUUCCACGCGAUGUCUUCAUCGAUGGCAUACUCAAUACGAAAUUCGAUACCUCUGGCUUGGAAAUGAAGGCUGUGGCCGAUCUUUUCGAUCGCAAUGGCGAGGGUCUCAUUGACUGGCAGGAGUUCAUCGCUGCCCUGCGUCCCGAUUGGCAAGAGCGCAAACCGGCCAAUGACUCGGACAAGAUACAUGACGAAGUCAAGCGUCUGGUCAUGCUCUGUACGUGCCGGCAGAAGUUCCGAGUGUUCCAAGUCGGCGAGGGCAAGUAUAGGUUUGGAGACUCCCAGAAGCUGCGUCUGGUUCGCAUCCUUCGCAGUACUGUCAUGGUGCGCGUUGGCGGCGGCUGGGUUGCCCUGGACGAAUUCCUGCAAAAGAACGAUCCUUGUCGCGCCAAGGGACGCACUAACAUUGAGCUGCGCGAACAAUUCAUAUUGGCCGAUGGCGUCUCACAGAGCAUGGCCGCAUUCACGCCCAGACGUUCCACGCCCAAUGCGGCCGCCACUGCCUCCUCCUCACCCAAUGCCCAGAAUGGCGGUAGCUCCAACUUGCCGCCAUAUAUGAGUGGACAGGGUCCCAUCAUCAAGGUUCGCGAGCGUUCCGUUCGCUCCAUUCCCAUGUCGCGACCAUCGCGAUCCUCACUCUCGGCCAGCACCCCCGACUCUCUGAGCGACAACGAGGGCAGCCAUGGUGGACCCUCAGGUCGGUACACGCCCCGCAAGGUCACCUACACGAGCACACGCACGGGCCUCACGCCAGGAGGCUCUCGCGCCGGCUCCAAGCCCAACUCGCGCCCGCUCAGCAGACAAGGAUCGAAGCCGCCUUCGCGACAGGGCUCUACGCUGUCGCUGGAUAGCACUGACGAUCACACGCCCUCACGCAUUCCGCAGCGCAAGCCAUCGACGGCCAGCACCACCAGCGGCACCACGCCGCGUCCAGCGCGUCUUUCGGUGACUACCACCACAACGCCAGGCAGCCGUCUCAAUGGCACCAGCACCAUCACCCGCAAGACCGCCUCCGGUUCGGCCAGUCCAGCGCCCACAAGCAACGGAGGCAUGAGUAGAUCAUCCAGUAUACCAGCACUAACAGGCUUCGGCUUCAAACCAAUUAGGCGGAACAUCAGUGGCAGCUCCACGCCAUCCGGCAUGCAGACGCCGCGCAAGAGUUCAGCGGAGCCGACAUUCAGUUCGACGAUGCGCCGGACAUCGCGGGGCACCACGCCAACGGAAAAGCGCGAACCCUUCCGUCUAUGAGGUGGAAACGAGAGAGACGAGGAAGCAAAAGAAUGCCAAUAUCUACACCACACAACUUUAUGUACUAACUACGCACUGAAGUUCUAAACUAAACUAAACACAAACCCUCUAAAAAUUCC